AUGAGGCAGUUGGCCGUUGAUGAAGGGCAUGCGUAUCCAAUCGGUGCUAAGGUCAUCUGCCGAGAUUUUUAUGUGGAUGACAUGAUUUCUGGCGCCAAUUCAAUAGGCGAGGCUCGUGAAAUUCUCCACCAAACAAGGGAGUUACUAGCCAAGGGGAAUUUUAAAUUGCGAAAGUGGUGUUCGAGCGAACGUCGUGUGCUUGCUGACGUUGCAGCCGAGGACAGGGAGAAUCUAUUACAGUUUCAUGAUGGUACUAACGUCACAAAAACCCUUGGUCUAGUCUGGGAGCCCGACUCCGACAUCUUCAUAUUUUCCUUUUCGCCACUCGUGCCACAAUCGAAAUUGACCAAGCGCGCAAUUUUAGCCACCAUUGCCCGACUAUAUGAUCCCCUCGGUUUAAUCGGGCCCAUCAUAACGAAGGCCAAAAUCUUCAUGCAACAGCUUUGGAAGGAAAAAUUACAUUGGGACGAAGGCCUUCCACAAUCAUUACAUUAUACUUGGAAGGAAAUAUGUGAAGAGUACACCCUGGUUGAUCGUUUCAGUUUUGAUAUAUAUGUUUUGAUCCCUGGCUCUAGCUUAGAAGUGCAUGCAUUCUGCGAUGCAAGUUUGUUAGCAUAUGACGUGUGCGUAUACGUGCGUGCUGGGAAAGAUGGAACCGUCCGCACAAAUCUUCUUUGCUCCAAGUCCCGCGUUGCACCACUAAAGACGCUGACUAUACCAAAACUCGAGCUUUGA
This is a messenger RNA of Rhagoletis zephyria (snowberry fruit fly), 735 nucleotides long. RefSeq lists its product as uncharacterized. The record is from RefSeq and is a predicted model, not a curated record. NCBI's taxonomy places the organism in Eukaryota, Metazoa, Arthropoda, Insecta, Diptera, Tephritidae.